Messenger RNA from Homo sapiens (human), 619 nucleotides. RefSeq names its product arginine vasopressin (gene AVP). The transcript has 3 exons. Gene Ontology annotation, molecular function: neuropeptide hormone activity; V1A vasopressin receptor binding; V1B vasopressin receptor binding. Bases 51 to 545 code for a protein of 164 amino acids. Gene Ontology annotation, cellular component: secretory granule; extracellular region; neuronal dense core vesicle. NCBI's taxonomy places the organism in Eukaryota, Metazoa, Chordata, Mammalia, Primates, Hominidae. The record is from RefSeq and is marked reviewed. Gene Ontology annotation, biological process: response to electrical stimulus; negative regulation of female receptivity; response to nerve growth factor.
ACAGAGCCACCAAGCAGUGCUGCAUACGGGGUCCACCUGUGUGCACCAGGAUGCCUGACACCAUGCUGCCCGCCUGCUUCCUCGGCCUACUGGCCUUCUCCUCCGCGUGCUACUUCCAGAACUGCCCGAGGGGCGGCAAGAGGGCCAUGUCCGACCUGGAGCUGAGACAGUGCCUCCCCUGCGGCCCCGGGGGCAAAGGCCGCUGCUUCGGGCCCAGCAUCUGCUGCGCGGACGAGCUGGGCUGCUUCGUGGGCACGGCUGAGGCGCUGCGCUGCCAGGAGGAGAACUACCUGCCGUCGCCCUGCCAGUCCGGCCAGAAGGCGUGCGGGAGCGGGGGCCGCUGCGCCGCCUUCGGCGUUUGCUGCAACGACGAGAGCUGCGUGACCGAGCCCGAGUGCCGCGAGGGCUUUCACCGCCGCGCCCGCGCCAGCGACCGGAGCAACGCCACGCAGCUGGACGGGCCGGCCGGGGCCUUGCUGCUGCGGCUGGUGCAGCUGGCCGGGGCGCCCGAGCCCUUCGAGCCCGCCCAGCCCGACGCCUACUGAGCCCCGCGCUCGCCCCACCGGCGCGCUCUUCGCGCCCGCCCCUGCAGCACGGACAAUAAACCUCCGCCAAUGCA